AUGGACGAUCGCCGCUCGAAACGCUCUCGUUUUGAUCAGACCGAGCCGGAAGUGCGACGCCCGUCGCGCUUCGACCGCCGCUCUCGGUCUCCCUCAUCGCGACAGUCCGAAUCGACUCGAGCUCGCAGCCCUCUCAGUCGUGAACCUCGGAGCCCUAGCGCAGACCCUGCGAAGAAGACCGAUCCCGCUGCCGCCGCUGCUGCCGCUGCGGCAAAGAUCAACGCCCAGUUGCAAGCGAAGAAGGGCAUCCAACAUGUCGACGUCCCUCCAAUUCGCUCGACCGCAAGCCCCGUACCAACAUCCGGCUCACCUCCCGGCGGCGACGCAUCUGGAAAGUUGAACGCAGAGAUCUACGUUGCUGAUGGAGACUAUAUCAAGGAUAUUGAGAUUAAUGACUUGCGCAACCGUUACACGCUGACCAAAGGCUCUACUCAGAAGAUGAUCAAAGAAGAAACUGGCGCCGGAAGCUCAUCAUUUUUGUUCUCUUUUCAAGAUGUCACUACGAGAGGAAACUAUUAUCCGGAUAAGAGCAUGGCCACCGCCGCGAACCCCCCGCUCUAUCUCCACGUAACGAGCACAAACAAGGAAGGCCUUGAAAAGGCCGUCGCCUUGAUCGACGAUCUCAUGAAGAAAGAGCUCCCUAACCUGGUCGAUGAGCGCCGGUUCCGUCGUCGCGAACCCGAGCAAGUAGAGCGCGAUGAGUACGGUCGUCGCAAAUGGCCCGAGGAGCGCAUCCCCGUCGAUCUCGAACCGAUCCCUGGCUUCAACCUCCGCGCUCAGGUCGUCGGACAAGGCGGUGCCUACGUGAAGCAUAUUCAGCAGAAGACUCGCUGCAAGGUCCAAAUCAAAGGCCGUGGUUCUGGUUUCAUGGAGCCCAGUACUGGCAGGGAAAGCGAUGAGCCGAUGUUCCUGCACGUUGCUGGUCCCGACCCGAAUGAUGUCCAGAGUGCAAAGGCCCUGUGUGAGGAUCUACUAGCCAACGUCCGCGAGCAGUACCAGCGUUUCAAGGAGAACCCACCCCAGCACAGCUACGGCGGUUAUGGCGGCCAGCGCGGAGACCGCUAUCACUACGGCGGAGGUUACGGCGGAGGUGGUGGCGGCGGCGGCGGAUAUGGUAGCAACCAUCACCAGAACUCGCCAUCUACCUCUGCCAGCCCGUCGACUCAAGCCGCAGGUGCUGCUGGCGGUUCGGGAACCGGAACUCCAGACUACAGCGCCCAGUAUGCUCAAUAUUACGGAACCGACCCAUAUGCUGCCUACGGCGGUUACCAGAAUUACCUUGCCUACUACCAGUACUACCAGGCGGCUGCUCAGCAGCAGCAGCAACAGCAACAGCAACAGUCCCAGAGCCCCGCUCCGCCGCCGCCGCCUCCCGCCAGCGAGGCUCCCCCUCCUCCCCCUCCGGGAUCGGGCUCUCCGCCACCUCCUCCGCCCGGCGGUAGCUACAGUGCUGUCCCUCCCCCUCCAGGACUGUGA
This is a messenger RNA of Aspergillus vadensis CBS 113365, 1476 nucleotides long. RefSeq names its product KH domain-containing protein. The transcript is spliced from 9 exons. Gene Ontology annotation, cellular component: nucleus. Lineage: Eukaryota; Fungi; Ascomycota; Eurotiomycetes; Eurotiales; Aspergillaceae. Gene Ontology annotation, molecular function: RNA binding. Bases 1 to 1476 code for a protein of 491 amino acids. The record is from RefSeq and is a predicted model, not a curated record.